Pseudogymnoascus destructans is the source of this 324-nucleotide messenger RNA. RefSeq lists its product as uncharacterized. The coding region runs from base 1 to 324 and encodes 107 amino acids. Lineage: Eukaryota; Fungi; Ascomycota; Leotiomycetes; Thelebolales; Thelebolaceae. The transcript has a single exon. The record is from RefSeq and is a predicted model, not a curated record.
AUGGACCCGGUUGGGGACAAGCAAAACAUUUCCGCCGCCAUCCUGCGGGGGGGCUCUAUCGGCAUAGGUUGGGUACGAUAUGGUACAUUGGAUAGGCGGUUCGGCUGCGCGACGGUCCUCAGCAAUGCGGGGCCCGGUAAGAAGCGGAUGCAUGUUGGAGGAUACAUGCAGGCGAUGUCUGUGCUUGGAUGGUCAGACAGAAAAGUGGUCAUUGAGGAUGACGACUGUAGCAACUUUGUUUGCCCGGGUACCAGUGUUAGCGUCUGGGUCAACAAAGAUGCCGAAGGACGAGACAGGUUCCGCGAGUUUGAAGAAUGUCUAUGA